Molecule: messenger RNA, 420 nt
Organism: Alternaria burnsii
Lineage: Eukaryota; Fungi; Ascomycota; Dothideomycetes; Pleosporales; Pleosporaceae
Product: 60s ribosomal protein l37
Exons: 4
Coding region: 1-420 (139 amino acids)
Biological process (GO): translation
Cellular component (GO): ribosome; cytosolic large ribosomal subunit
Molecular function (GO): structural constituent of ribosome; RNA binding
Source: RefSeq, a predicted model, not a curated record
AUGUCGAUUUCGCUCUCGCACGACGAACCCGCGACAACUCCCACCCUCGAUACUAACAACAGCGUCACCAGCCAAAAUGAGUACGCCAGACUCCCAUCCUCACCCGCAACCACGAGCUUCGAGACUGACUACGAUAUAGCGAAGGGUACCUCCAGUUUCGGAAAGCGCCACAACAAGACGCACACGCUCUGCAGGCGUUGCGGUCAACGAUCCCUUCACAUCCAGAAGCACACCUGCGCCUCAUGCGGCUACCCUGCUGCUAAGACCCGCAAGUUCAACUGGGGCGAGAAGGCCAAGCGAAGGAAGACUACCGGUACCGGCCGCAUGCGAUACCUCAAGACCGUCAACCGCAAGUUCAGCAACGGAUUCCAAACUGGCGCUCCCAAGGGCUCCAAGGGCCCCACCGUCAAGUCCUCGUAA